UUCAUCAAUUUCAUGACAAGAUUAUUUAUAUGCUACAGGUUUUACAAUCAGUAAUGAAAAAAAAAAAUUAAAGAGAUUUAAAGUUAUAUUUAUUUGUUUUUGUGUUAUCCAGGUUUUAUUACAUUUUAAUUAUUUGUGGGCCAAUCCUCAAAUUCCAAAAGAUGCAAUUGACAUCGGAUCCACGCAGAGCUGACCGCGAGCGUCGCUACAAGCCGCCACCGCCGUCAUCAGCUCCUGCUGAGGAUCUCACCACAGACUAUAUGAACAUUUUGGGUAUGGUGUUCUCCAUGUGCGGUCUCAUGAUGCGGCUGAAAUGGUGUGCAUGGACUGCUGUGUUCUGCUCCAGCAUUAGCUUCGCCAACUCCAGGGUUUCUGAUGAUACUAAACAGAUUGUUAGCUCCUUCAUGCUGUCAAUAUCAGCCGUGGUCAUGUCAUACCUGCAGAAUCCUCAGCCAAUGUCACCACCAUGGGCUGCCCUCACCACUUAAGUGAACUAUUGUAAUAUAUUAUUUGUUUUAUUAUAUUGAAAUAAAGAUUAUGAUUUGAA
Cydia pomonella (codling moth) is the source of this 547-nucleotide messenger RNA. RefSeq names its product protein Asterix. Gene Ontology annotation, molecular function: protein folding chaperone. Gene Ontology annotation, cellular component: endoplasmic reticulum membrane. The record is from RefSeq and is a predicted model, not a curated record. Gene Ontology annotation, biological process: protein insertion into ER membrane. The transcript is spliced from 4 exons. Bases 162 to 488 code for a protein of 108 amino acids. Lineage: Eukaryota; Metazoa; Arthropoda; Insecta; Lepidoptera; Tortricidae.